This is a messenger RNA of Gavialis gangeticus (Gharial), 8989 nucleotides long. It is a transcript of the gene ITGB4, whose product is annotated as integrin subunit beta 4. Gene Ontology annotation, cellular component: focal adhesion; membrane; integrin complex. Bases 605 to 6007 code for a protein of 1800 amino acids. Gene Ontology annotation, molecular function: integrin binding. Lineage: Eukaryota; Metazoa; Chordata; Crocodylia; Gavialidae. Gene Ontology annotation, biological process: cell migration; cell-matrix adhesion; cell adhesion mediated by integrin. The transcript has 40 exons. The record is from RefSeq and is a predicted model, not a curated record.
UGGACUGGGCUGUGCCUUAGCUACCAGUCCCGGCCCUUUUCCUGUGGGUGGAUGCCUGGACGGGGAGGGGGGAGCGAAGGCUUAGCUGACCAGGCUGAUCUUGCCCAUACAGGUGUGCAUAACUCAAGGAAUGUGAGCCAGGCUGAGUCAUGGACACUCCUCCCACCACCUGAGCUAGAAUAAAAUCAGCCCUCACCUGAGAAGGGGAUCCCACUACAGAUUUCUUACCUGCUCUUCUGGUCUUACCUCCCCUCCCCACACACAUCUGGUGGGGGAAAAAAGACACGGGUUGAAGAAACGACAGCAAGGGAAAGUGGAGAAAAAGGGGGCAGUUGAUAUUUGACCGGAGGGAGCAGAAAUUCCUGCAAAGGUAGGUCAGGUCUGUGAGCUGUGCGGCUUCUCUGAGGAUUUAAACCUGGCAUCUAGGCAAAGAAGAGGGGGGAAGCACGAAAAGAAAUCAAAGAGAAGGCUGGAAAUCAGCUAGUGGUAGCAAAGCAGUGAAGCUUCCCUUUUUGCUCUCAGAAGAAUUUCUUGGCUUGGCGUGUGGGUGCCUCUUGUUUGGAUUGUUGCAGAGGAUUUCGGCUUUGAAGCAGACCCAGCGCUAAUGAGGAGGAAGAGGAUGGAUGUGUCACUCCACAGGAUAUGGGCCAGGCUGCUCCUGCUGUCCCUGCUCUGUGCCACGGGCCUGUGCCAAAAGAACAAAAUUAAUCGCUGCGUGGCCUCCAGGGCAAAGAGCUGCACAGAAUGUAUCCGAGUGGACAAGGACUGCUCCUACUGCAUGGAAGAGAACUUCAAAGACAGCCGAUGUGACUUGAGAGAGAACCUGGUGGUGUAUGGCUGCCAUGAGGCCAGUAUCGUGUACAUGAAAAGCGAGAUGACAGUCCAGAAGAACGUCAGCAUCAACACCUUUCUGAAGAAAACCCAGAUGUCUCCGCAGCAGAUGUACGUGCGGCUGAGAGCCGGGGAGGAGGCCAGCUUUGACAUGGAUGUCUUCCAGCCCCUCGAGAGCCCUGUGGAUCUCUACAUCCUCAUGGACUUCUCCUACUCCAUGUCUGACGACUUGGAUAACCUCAAGAAAAUGGGCCAGCAGCUAGCGGAGGUCCUGCGAAAACUGACCUCCAAUUACACCAUCGGGUUUGGCAAGUUCGUGGACAAAGUCUCAGUUCCGCAAACAGACAUGAGACCUGAGAAGCUGCGAGAGCCCUGGAAUGGAGCUGACCCUCCCUUCUCCUUCAAGAACGUCAUCCGCCUGACCAGCAACAUUGACCACUUCAGCAGGGAGCUGAUGAAGGAGCGCAUCUCCGGCAACCUGGAUGCCCCAGAGGGUGGCUUUGAUGCCAUCCUCCAGACGGCUGUUUGCAAGGAGAGCAUUGGCUGGAGGAAGGACAGCACUCACCUGCUGGUCUUCUCCACUGAGUCCGCCUUCCACUAUGAAGCCGACGGCACCAAUGUGUUGUCUGGGAUCCUGCGGCGUAACGACGAGCAGUGCCACCUGACCCAGGACAACACCUACACCUACGACACCAAGCAGGACUAUCCCUCUGUGCCCACCCUCGUGCGCCUGCUGGGCCAGCACAACAUCAUACCCAUCUUUGCCGUCACCAACCACUCCUACAGCUACUACGAGAAACUGCACCGGUAUUUCCCCCUCUCAGAAAUCGGAGUGCUGCAGGAAGACUCCUCCAAUAUUGUGGAGCUGAUUCGCACAGCUUUUGAGCGUAUCCGUUCCAAGAUGGACAUCCGCACGGACUUUGUCCCCAAAUCCAUCAAGACCAACAUUACUUCCUUGAAGUAUGAAAAGACUGAGUCAGGCUCCUUCUUUGUUUCCCGUGGGGAAGUGGGCAAGUUCAAUCUGCGUUUGAAAGCCCUGGAGAAGGUGGGUGGGGAGCAUGUCUGCAACCUCCAGGAGAAAGACCGGCAGGGAACAAUCCAUGUGAAACCCUCCUCACUGAGCGACAGCCUGAAAAUUGAUGCCUCUGUCAUCUGUGAUGUCUGCCCCUGUGAGCUGCAAAAGGAAAGUAGAUCGUCCAAAUGCGGAUUCAAUGGGGACUUCGUCUGUGGACGGUGUGUCUGCUACUCAAACUGGCGAGGGGACUCGUGUGACUGCUCCUCUGACUUUUCUGAGGACAGCCAGGCCUGUAUCCGCCCUGGGGAUGAGAAGCCUUGCUCAGGGCAGGGUGAAUGCCUCUGUGGGAAAUGCCAGUGCUACUCAGAGGACCUGACCCUGCGCUACGAGGGUGACUACUGUGAAUUUGACAACUUCCAGUGUCCACGUACAUCUGGCUUCCUCUGUAAUGAUCGGGGUCGCUGCUACAUGGGCCAGUGUGCAUGUGCAAGUGGCUGGGGAGGCCCUGGCUGUGAAUGUCCCACAAGCAACGAGACCUGCAUCGACAACAAUGGGGGAAUCUGCAAUGGCCGUGGGAGGUGUGAAUGUGGCAGGUGCAUUUGUGACAGCUCCUCUCCCUACAUGGACCCCACCUGCGGAAUAAAUUACUCCAUGUUUAUGCUGGGGGUGUGUGAAGAUACUCGAACCUGUGUCCAGUGCCAGGCCUGGGGGACUGGUAAGAAGAAGGGGAAUGAAUGCACUAAAUGCCCUUUCAAGAUCCAGAUGGUGGAUGAACUGAAAGAGGAGGGGGUGAACGAGUACUGUACGUUCCAGGAUGAGGAGGACGAUUGCACAUACCGUUACACCCUGAAAGGAGAUCCCAGCAUGCCGCACAACAACACCAUCCUUGUGCAGAAGAAGAAAGAGUGCCCGCCAGGAAGCUUCCUAUGGCUCAUCCCCCUGCUCAUCUUCCUGAUCCUGCUUCUGGGGCUGCUGCUGCUGCUCUGCUGGAAGUUCUGUGCUUGCUGCAAGGCUUGCCUGGCCCUGCUGCCCUGUUGUGCACGAGGCCGCACUGUUGGGUUCAAGGAGGACCACUACAUGCUCCGGCAGAGCCUCAUGUCCUCCGACCACCUGGACACCCCCAUGGUCCGCAGUGGCUCUCUGAAGGGCAGAGACACCGUGCGCUGGAAGAUCAGCAACAAUGUCCACAAGUCAGGCUUCUCCUCCCAUGCAGGCACAAACACCAAAGAGCUGAUCCCAUACGGCAUCUCUCUGAGAUUGACUCGGCUUUUCACCCAGAACCUCACGAACCCAGACACCCGUGAAUGUGAGCAGCUGUGCAAGGAGGUGGAAGAGAAUCUGAAUGAUGCUUACAAGCACAUUCUUGGUGCUCUCAAACUCCAGCAGACUAAGUUCAGGGUGCAGCCCAAUGCAGGAAAAAGGCAGGACCACACCAUUUUGGACACAGUGCUCACUGCCCCCCGUGGAGCCAAACCUGAGAUCAUAAAGGUGACAGAAAAACAUCUUUCACAGGAGGCCUUCAGUGAUCUGAAGGUGUCACCUGGUUACUACACCGUUACCUCUGACCAGGAUGCCCACGGCAUGGUGGAGUUCCAGGAAGGUGUGGAGCUGGUGGAUGUCCGCGUCCCGCUCUUUAUCAGGGAAGAAGAUGAUGAUGAGAAGCAGCUGCAGGUGGAGGCCGUUGAUGUCCCCACAGGGAUAGCGAAGAUAGGACGCAGGCUUGUCAACAUCACCAUCAUCAAAGAACAAGCCAGCAGCCUCAUCAGCUUCAUGCAGCCAGCCUACUCUCACAGCCGCUUUGACCAGGUGGCUAGGAUCCCUAUUGUUCGUGAGAUAAUAGACCAUGGGAAAUCCCAGAUCACCUACAGGACUCGGGAUCUUACUGCCAAGGAAGGCAGGGACUACAUCUUCACAGAGGGUGACUUGCUCUUCCAACCUGGGGAGACACGGAAGGAGGUGCAGGUGCCACUGCUGGAAUUGACUGAGAUUGACACCCUCCUGCACAGCCGCCAGCUCAAGCAGUUCACCGUGGAUCUCCUCAACCCCAAGUAUGGGGCCAAGAUCGGCAGAUACCCACAAACUAUGGUGACCAUUGCUGACCCAGAGGUCGUAGAUGGCACACCAUUACCACUGGGUCUGGGCCAAGUCCCUCAUUCUCCCAAGGGCAAGAUCAGUGCUCCACUCAAUCCAAAUGCCCAGGCCCUCAACUCCAGAAAGAUCCGGUUCAACUGGCUGCCACCCCCUGGCAAACCUCUGGGGUACAAGGUGAAGUACUGGAUCCAAGGGGACCCUGAGUCGGAAGCCCGACUGAUCGAUUCCAAGGUCCCAUCAACAGAGCUGAGUAACCUGUACCCUUUCUGCGACUAUGAGAUGCAGGUCUCUGCCUACAAUAGCUUGGGCCAGGGCCCCUACUCCAAUGUUGUCCAUUGCCGCACGCUGGAAGAAGUGCCCAGUGAGCCUGGACGCCUGGCUUUCAACGUCGUCUCUUCUACGGUGACGCAGCUGAGCUGGGCUGAGCCUGCAGAGACCAGUGGGGAGAUCACGGCUUAUGAAGUUAGCUAUGGACUCGUCAACGAGGACAACGUACCCAUCGGGCCAAUGAAGAAAGUGCUGGUUGAGGAUCCAAAGAAGCGCAUGGUUCUGAUCGAAAACCUUCGGGAGUCCCAGCCAUACCGCUACAUGGUGAAGGCCAAGAACGGGGCUGGCUGGGGGCCUGAGAGAGAGGCUACCAUCAACCUUGCCACGCAGCCCAAGCGCCCAAUGUCCAUUCCCAUCAUCCCCGAUGUGCCAAUCAUCGAUGCUGAGGGAGGUGAGGACUACGACAGCUACCUGAUGUACAGCACCGACAUGCUGCGCUCCCCAGCGGGCAGCAAGCGUCCCAGUGUCUCUGAUGACUCUGAGCACCUGGUGAAUGGCCAGAUGGAUUUCAACUUCCCUGGCAGCGGGGGCACCCUGACCCGGAUGGUCACUAGCAGCUACAACCAGCUGAGCUCGCACGUGCAGCAGGAAAGGAGGGUGAUGGGGAGCUCGACACUGACCAGAGAUUACAACACGCUGGUGUCAGGACAUGACCAUCUGGGGAGGAAUCUCCCUCCCAUACGUGAAGAUGCUGGGAGGAUGGUCUUGCUGCCGCGGGAUGUAGGUUUCAGGAGCAGGGCAAAGGUGAAGGGUUACUACCCCAGCACUGGCUUUCGGGACUCUAUAAUCAUGACUGAUGGGUCCACUGGGAUUUGCAAGUAUAUAGAUUCCAGGGUGACCCCGGGCAUCCCCGACACACCCACCCGCCUGGUCUUCUCGGCGCUGGGACCCACCUCUCUGAAAGUCAGCUGGCAGGAGCCGCAGUGCGAGAAGGAGGUGCAGGGAUACAGCGUGCAGUACCAACUCCUCAACGGAGGAGAAGUAUACAGACUCACCAUCCCCCACCCCAGCCAAAAUUCAGUGGUGGUGGAGGACCUGCUGCCCAACCAAUCCUACAUCUUCAAGGUGAAGGCCCAGAGUGAGGAGGGCUGGGGCCCAGACAGAGAAGGCGUCAUCACCAUUGAGUCCCAGGUGGAUCCGCAGAGCCCUCUGAGCCCGGUGCCAGGUUCGCCAUUCACACUGAGCACACCCAGUGCUCCAGGCCCCCUGGUGUUCACUGCCCUGAGCCCAGACUCCCUCCAGCUCAGCUGGGAGCGACCGCGCAAACCCAACGGGGCAAUUCUGGGCUACAUGGUCACCUGUGAGAUGCUGCAUGGAGGAGGAGAACCCAGGAACAUUUAUGUGGAGGGGGACAGCCCAGAAACUACCCUGACAGUGCCCUACCUGACUGAGAAUGUCCCAUACAAGUUCAAAGUGCAAGCUAAGACCACGCAAGGCUUUGGACCAGAGAGAGAGGGUAUCAUCACCAUUGAGUCUCAAGAUGGAGGAGCCUUCUCACAGUUUGGAGGGCAACAGUAUACGAGAGAAGUGUACAACUUCCCCACUGAAUACAGCACUAAAACCAGCCUCACCCACUCCUCUCUGGAUCCGCAUUUUGCAGAUGGCAUGCUGAUGACCUCCCAGCGGGUAGAGAGCAACAGCAGCACCCUCACCCAGCAGGUCACCAAAGAGUUCGUCAGCAGGACCAUGAUGUCCAGUGGAACGCUCACCAAACAGAUGGAGAGGCAGUUCUACGAAGCCUGAGCUGGGGAGAGGCUGCCGAAAGGACGUCUCCAUUCAGACUGCAGAACUUAUCAGGCAGACCUAUUGUUUGGUCAGCUUCCAGACUGUGCCAGAGAGCCUGCCACAUCUCUCCUGGCAUAAAACUACCACGACACUUGUCAAGCCAGUCUUUCUUUUGCAGCUUGCUAUGGUCAAGGGCACAGCCCAGUUCGCAGUUGGGGUGGCAGGGGUCUUGAUGCCCAUUCAGAGCUCUCCUGGGUGGCCUUGGGUCUUUACUGAAGAUUUUGACAUUGGUGACUUCUCACUGCUGGGCCAUUGCCCAGCCAUUUUGGAGUUCAGUGUAUAAUCCUUGCCUGCUGAUAUAGGUCUUUGGGUGCAUGUUACCUACAAGCUCUGAUGUUCCUGGAAUUUUGGCUGCACUGGGUUUUGGUUUGCAUUGAAAUGUCCACAUUUGCUCUACCCUGCACAUCACUUUUGACUUCCUCACCUUUCCAACUGCUUCAUCUAUUAAUUUCACCCCUGGGAAACAACUCCCCAAGAAGACAACUUCAUGAUCGUCCAGAAAUGUUUAAAGUUCUGUUUUUUUAUAAGUGUGUGUUGCCAGGUAGAAGGUGAGGGUAACCUACUCAUUCCCACCACACCUGUUUUUGUAAAGCCCCUUGCUGCUAAUGUGUGGUACUGCAAUAACAAAUUAUAGCCUUGAGUUGUAUAGCAUUACCUGCAAUGCUCUAAUUCAGUGUUGCUUACACUAUUGUACAGUUUUCCUAGUAUAUAUAUUUAUAAAUGUAUUUUAUUAUUUUAUAAAGAAACCUAGGUAGAUGAGAUCUACACAGGUCAGGACAUAAGAGGACUCUGGCUUUUGGGAGUCAUUAGCAAGUUCAGCAGAUAAGUUAAAGGACCAAGCCAGAGGCCAUUAAACCUGAUGGAAAGCCUCCCAGUAAUUUAAGUGAGCUUUAGAUCAGUCCCUACAUCCCUCAGCACUGACUCCUAUGAUACAGGGGCCCAACUUCUUGGAGCGUCUCAGCCAGAUGUGUCUACAGGCUGCAUAGCAAGAAACAGCAGUCUCAGUGUAGCUCCAGUGUACUGUGGGUAAAAGCCAGGAGCAGCCAGGAAGGGAAGAUUAGCGCUUCAGGUCCCAUGGCAUGCUCUGAAAGGAGACAACAGAAGUAAUGUUUUUGCUGCAAACCCAAGACCAGGAUUCCCUGCUGAUUCUAUCGUUCACAAGUGGAGCUUAGCCCAGGUAGGGUGUGACUUUCAAAAGGCAUUUGUACCCCACAGAAAUGCCCUUUGUGGAAUAUAAGAUUCCAUUAUCAACCAGGAAGCACAAGGUGAUGGAAGACAGAGCGAGCUGUUAGCCUCCUUCUCUUAGUCCAUCCCCAUUUUGGGACUGGAGCGUCUCUUUCCCAUUCAAGUUGAAGCAUUUGCCUGUCUCGGCCAGUUUGUUUCUGUGGACCAACCAUUCCCAGACUUUAUCUGUACCUGGCCAGAGCUUGGUGGCCAGGAUGCAGCCCUGUGCACUAGGUCAAUUCUGCUAACUGCUAUCAAAUGCUGGGAGCAGCUGCACCUCUGAGCAUCCUCCAGGGGUUUAUACCGCCUCUUUUCUUAAGGUGCAGCUCUUUCUGUUGGAGUCAUGGAAUAGUAGUUCUGGCCAGAAGGCAUGGUACUUAAUGAUAGGGCUUGUACUCUCCGCUUUAACCCAGUUGACAGCAGCACCCUGAGCUCAGCAUCCACACUUCUGAAUUGGGAUGGUGAUGACGACACAUACUAGGGUCCUUGUGCUAAGUGCAUACGGUGGAGAUUUUCAAAGGGACGAACGACAGAGGGAAUUGAGUUCCUGACUUCUGUUUGUGCUUUUGAAAAUCUUCCCCCAAACCUCUAUGAAUCACCACAUGAGGUUAACUGGCUGCGCAAGAGCAGGAGGCAGCCAUGGUCUGAUGGAGCGAGCUCUGCACUGGAAAGAGUAAGCCAGUUCCUGGGCUCUAUCCCUGGUUGUGCUACUGAUCCCUUCCCUGACUUGGGCAAGAGGCUCAGCCUUGGGGUGCUUUCUGUCAAGUGGCGACAAGAGGACGCAGUGUUGUAAAAGAUUUUGGAGCAGUCUUCCAGUGAGAUGGGCUAUGGACUGGCUCAAGUUGGCUCAACCCCUUGCUCUCUAACGGAGCAGCAUUGGGCUGGAACUCAGCUGCUUGUGCCUUCCUAAGCCAAACCUCUGCAACCAAAGCAUAAACUGACUUUAGGCCCCAGGGGCAGCUCUUGGGAGAAGUGGGGUUUAUCUAUGAACUCCUUAAACACUCCUUUGCACCAGAGUAGUUUAUAAAUACCGGCCACUUUUAGAGCUCAGUUCUGUCCUCCCGAUUUCAAUGGGAAUUUGUCCAUUAAUUUUUAGUAUGAAUGAGAUCUGUGCACCUGAUUAAGACGUACAUUCAUGUUGUCCUGCACAACCCUACAGCUUUGGUGGGAGUUGGAUCUACUUCAGUUUGAUUUAAAACACAAGAAGCCCAGUCUGGUAGAGGUUAAAGCAGACAUGGUUUUCCACUACCUGGAAGAAAGUUACCAAACAAACACCCAGUUGUCAUCUGCCUUAAUUUUCAGUUCCUGUUUUCCAUGUUUCUUUAUAACUGGGGUUAUUUUACCUGCAUGGAUAGUGGUAAGAAAGUAUCAGUUGACGUGGUUCUUCUCCACCUGAAUGCUAGUCCUUUUUUCUGCGUUCUGUACUGCAGAUGUCCCUUACACCUUGAUUCACAACCUCAAGAGGGAACCCUGAUAGCAGUUUUAACCAAAGAGCUUGUUAUACUGUCUGGAGCAGAAUGCAGCAUGUUGGCUGGUCCUGAUCCUGGCAGUCUUGCCCUAAAAACCGGGUUGUAUGCCUCUUCUAACAGGCAUACCGGGCUAGAACACAAGCGUAGAAUACAGCUGAAUUCAGCUCUAUCCAAGGCAACAGUCUGACAGCAGGUGUUCUGGACCAGAUGGCUUUGUAUUGCACUUAAUAAACAUUUCUCUAUAGUU